AAAGAUUAAAUUGAUCAGAACUAAUUAACCGGAUCUGAAGAAUGGCGGACGAAGUGAUUCUUCUUGAUUACUGGCCAAGCAUGUUCGGGAUGAGGACGAAGAUGGCUUUGGCUGAGAAAGGAGUCAAGUAUGAGUACAAGGAAACAGAUCCAUGGGUUAAGACUUCUUUGCUCUUAGAGAUGAACCCCAUUCACAAGAAGAUUCCGGUUCUCAUCCACAACGCUAAACCGAUUUGUGAGUCUCUUAUUCAGCUGGAGUACAUCGAUGAGGUUUGGUCCGAUGCAUACACAAUCCUUCCCUCUGAUCCUUACCAGAAAUCUCAAGCUAGAUUCUGGGCUGAUUUCAUCGACAAAAAGUUUUACGACCCAUCAUGGAAGGUAUGGGCAACAAUGGGCGAAGAACAUGCCGCAGCGAAGAAGGAAUUGUUGGAACAUUUCAAGACACUUGAAACAGAGCUUGGAGACAAAUCUUACUAUGGUGGUGAAGUAUUUGGAUACGUAGACAUUGCAUUGAUGGGAUACUACAGCUGGUUCAAGGCCAUGGAGAAAUUUGGUGAAUUCAGUAUCGAAACAGAGUUUCCUAAAUUGACUACGUGGACCAAGAGGUGUUUAAAAAGAGAGAGUGUGGUUAAGGCAUUGGCUGAUUCUGAUCGGAUCAUUGAGUAUGUUUAUGUCAUGAGGAAGAAAUUUGGAGCAGAGUAGAUCAUUUGGUGUUUUGUCGACUCGAAAAUAUAAAAUGGUUUGGGUAUCAAGAAGACUGUUAUAUUCUGUGUUUUUCUAUGUUUCAUGUGAGAUUUGUAAUUGUUUUGUUGAAACUUGAAAGUAUGAUUAACCAUAAUAAAAAAAAAUGUUUACUGUU
Messenger RNA from Arabidopsis lyrata subsp. lyrata, 858 nucleotides. RefSeq names its product glutathione S-transferase U26. The record is from RefSeq and is a predicted model, not a curated record. Gene Ontology annotation, biological process: glutathione metabolic process. Gene Ontology annotation, cellular component: cytoplasm. Gene Ontology annotation, molecular function: glutathione transferase activity. Lineage: Eukaryota; Viridiplantae; Streptophyta; Magnoliopsida; Brassicales; Brassicaceae. The transcript has 2 exons. Bases 42 to 701 code for a protein of 219 amino acids.